UUGCUGUGUCAUUUUGGACACCAUGGACGCGCUAAUAAAGGGGUUCUCGAAAGCCAAGGAUGGGGUCGUGGCUGCAGCGGAGAAGACGAAGCAGGGAGUAACUGGGGCGGCUGUGAUGACAAAAGGUGGCGUUAUCUUUGUCGGCAACAAAACAAAGGAUGGAGUCACAACAGUUGCAGGUAAAACAGUGUCUGGCGUUUCCCAGGUGGGCGGAGCCAUGGUAACAGGUGUGACAGCAGUGGCUCACAGGACUGUGGAGGGGGCGGGGAAUAUUGCUGCUGCGACUGGAUUGGUCAAGAAAGACACAGCCAAACAGGAUGAAGAUGCUAUGUCUAAAGACUCACCUAUCAAGGAGUCACCAGUGGACCCAGAGGGUGGUGAUACUGCUGCAGAGAAAGGCACCUGCAAGUUCCAGGACAUUUCUGGGGGGAAUUGGCCCUAG
Messenger RNA from Oncorhynchus nerka (sockeye salmon), 442 nucleotides. RefSeq names its product alpha-synuclein-like. Gene Ontology annotation, biological process: synapse organization; chemical synaptic transmission; synaptic vesicle endocytosis. Gene Ontology annotation, molecular function: cuprous ion binding. Bases 23 to 442 code for a protein of 139 amino acids. Lineage: Eukaryota; Metazoa; Chordata; Actinopteri; Salmoniformes; Salmonidae. The transcript is spliced from 5 exons. The record is from RefSeq and is a predicted model, not a curated record. Gene Ontology annotation, cellular component: axon terminus; cytoplasm; neuronal cell body.